AUAGCCACAGCAUAAGACGCCCGGCCAUUCGUAGACGCGUGAGCAGUGGGUAGACCGCAUGGUUGGGGGCAAUGCUGCAGAUGUGACGUCCAGUCCCUUCACGUCUCAGAUAUUCGUUCAGCCAAUCAGGCCGGCCCCUCCGAUUCCGCGCCCGUACUAUUCUGUCCAAGUCGGGGAACAAGUUAUUGUGAAGGCCGUACAUAAAAGUAAGCGCAACAGUGCGGAUGACAGGAUCAUCGAGCAGGUCUCUCCCACUGCCGUCGAACAUGCCGCAUACCUUCUGAAUAGAGUCGCACAUAUGCUCGAUCGUGUCCUGGUCCAUGGUGCGCCAAUCCUCUUUGAAGGCCUGGAAGAAGUGGCUAGCAAGAUCGAACUGAACAUCCGUGCGCGUUCCGAUGUACUGCAACGAUAUGUAGAAGUUGAUGAUGAGGCUGAGGCGGCCGAUCUUGGUAGGAAGAUGAACGACAUGACGGCCUUCGUGCACGAGGUGUUGUCUUCAUAUGCCAACGAGAAGUGUUAUGGAUCUUGCGUCGUAUUCGCCGACCUUUAG
Messenger RNA from Paraphaeosphaeria sporulosa, 550 nucleotides. RefSeq lists its product as uncharacterized. The record is from RefSeq and is a predicted model, not a curated record. NCBI's taxonomy places the organism in Eukaryota, Fungi, Ascomycota, Dothideomycetes, Pleosporales, Didymosphaeriaceae. The transcript is spliced from 2 exons. Bases 59 to 550 code for a protein of 163 amino acids.